AUGUCCUCUCAGGAUGGAGGCACGGACAUUGGAGAGCUAUCCUCAACACAACAGGAAGCUCUUCAGACUUAUAUGAACGUGACUGGCCAGGAACCCGAUGCUGCAAUCCCAUUGUUGCAACGAUCACAAUGGAACGUCCAGAUUGCAAUCUCCAAAUUCUUCGACGGCGAAGGUCCCGACCCCGUCGAAGAAGCCCGCGCCGCUCUGAAUGCACCACAAGACAUCCGACGGACCCAAAACCUCAUGUACGACAUUGACGAUCUGCCUCCGCGCGCAUCUUCCACAUCGUCAUCAUCACGGGCUGCCGGACUCGAGCCUGCUCCUCGCAUUGAGACUCAACCGGAGGAUCAACCGGCGUUUCGGCCACCAUUCAUACUCAGCCUUCUCUUCUCUCCUCUCAAUCUCUUAUAUCGCCUCCUAUACAAUUCGUUCCGGCUAUUUGGGACGUUGUUCCCUUUCCUGCCACGAUGGCUGAACGUCACGACGGGUUCGUCUCCGCUGCAACGAAAUCUGAAUACGAGUGGUCGAAGAGCAUUGGCACCCAAGGAUACCGCGGCCAGAUUUAUACGGGAAUUCGAGGAAGAAUACGGCAGCCACUCCCUCCCCUUUCUUGAGAAUGGAUACAACAUGGCAUUAGAAAAGGCGCAUCAAGAGCUAAAGUUUCUCGUCGUUGUGCUCCUGUCACCUGAACACGAUGACAUGAACGGCUGGGUCAAAGAAACUUUACUCUCAAGACAAGUCGUCGAAUACAUCAACGACCCAAACAACCAGAUCCUCCUAUGGGGUGGCAACGUGCAAGAUUCAGAGGCAUACCAAGUGGCCAAUUCCCUCCGCUGUACCAAGUUCCCCUUUGCCUCUGUGAUUGUGCACACACCCAAUGUCGGGGCAACCGCCAUGUCAAACAUUGGCCGAAUACCAGGCAAUACUAACCCCUCCGAAUUUUUAACGAAAUUGCGAACAGCAAUCUCCCAAAAUAAAGAACCCCUGGACCGCGUCCGGGCCCGUCGCGCAGAGCAACAGGCCUCUCGCACACUGCGUCAAGAGCAAGACUCAGCAUACGAGCGCUCCCUAGCGCAGGACCGUGAACGCGCCCGCCAAAGACGAGAAGCGGAAGCCGCCCGACUACGUGCCGAGGAAGAAGAAGCAGCCCGUCUAGCGGUGGAGGAGAAACGAGCCACUGAUUUGAAGCAGUGGAAACAGUGGCGUUCUCAAAAUCUGGCGCGGGAACCCGAGGGUCCAGACGCAAUCCGUGUCAGUAUACGACUCCCCUCUGGCGAGCGCGUGAUUCGCAAAUUUGCUCCAGACGCAGAUCUAGAAGAAGUAUAUGCUUUUGUAGAGUGCUAUGAAGUCCUGACCGCCGCCACCGACGAAGAUCAGGAGGAGCAAGAAUCUGAAAAACCAGUCUCACAGCCAGCCGGAUUUGAGCAUAAAUAUGGAUUCCGACUUGUCUCACCCAUGCCCAGAACGAUCUACGAAGUUGAGGCUGGUGGCUCAGUGAAAGAGCGGAUCGGUCGUGGGGGGAAUUUGUUAGUUGAGAUGAUUGAAGAAGAAGAAGAUGAAGAUUCGGAAGGAGAAGAGGGAAAUGUGAAUAAUAAUGAAAGUUUAUAG
Messenger RNA from Talaromyces marneffei, 1608 nucleotides. RefSeq lists its product as uncharacterized. Gene Ontology annotation, molecular function: ubiquitin binding. Gene Ontology annotation, cellular component: endoplasmic reticulum. The record is from RefSeq and is a predicted model, not a curated record. Lineage: Eukaryota; Fungi; Ascomycota; Eurotiomycetes; Eurotiales; Trichocomaceae. The coding region runs from base 1 to 1608 and encodes 535 amino acids. The transcript is spliced from 2 exons.